This is a messenger RNA of Callithrix jacchus (white-tufted-ear marmoset), 1356 nucleotides long. The record is from RefSeq and is a predicted model, not a curated record. Lineage: Eukaryota; Metazoa; Chordata; Mammalia; Primates; Cebidae.
GCAAUCCCCGUGAUCCCACUGAAGCCUUGACCUUGGGGAAAUAGCUCCAUGAAGCUUGGUUCUGACCCAGUGCCUCUGAGGACCAGCUGUCAGCUGCCUUCAAGCCUGGGGGCUCCAUUGACCUAUCCAAGGUCAGGAGCUGCCCCUCUGCCCUACUCCUUUCCUGUGACUUUUUCUAUUUUUGAGACAGAGUCUCUCUCUGUCACCCAGGCUGGAGUGCAGUGGCACCAUCUUGGCUCACUGCAGCCUCUGCCUCCUGGGUUCAACCAAUUCGGCCUCAGCCUCCCAAGUAGCUGGGAUUACAAGCACCUGCUACCUUGCUCGGCUAGUUUUUUUGUAUUUUGUGUUGGCCAAGCUGGUUUUGAACUCCUGACCUGAAGUGAUCCGCCCACCUCAGCCUCCCAAAGUGUUAGGAUUACAGGGGUGAGCCACUGCGCCCAGCCCUGUGGCUUUUUUUAAAAGAUGGUUGCUGGGCUGUGCAGGUUUUCUGGGCCCUGAACCAGUGUUGUGAUUGGCUUGACCUGGACAAUGCCAUUGUGAUGUCAGCCCACACCCACUGUUAAAUACAGGCUCCUGAGCCCUGGGGGCCUGUGGCGCUGCUGUCUAGUCACAGAUCAUGAGCGGCGGGUAUGAUCUCAACCUCUUCGCCAGCCCUCCUGGCUGCAACUUCCUGUGCUCCGUCUGCCGUGGGGUUCUCAAGAGGCCAGCGAGGUUGCCAUGCAGCCACAUCUUCUGCAAAAAGUGCAUCCUCCAGUGGCUAACCAGACAAAAGACCUGUCCGUGCUGCAGGAAACAGGUGAAAAAGAGAAAGAUCGUCUAUGAGAAUAAACUCCGGAAAACCAUCAGCCGCCUGGAAGUCAAGUGCAAGAACGCCGACGCUGGCUGCAUGGUGACAUGCCCCCUGGCCCAUCGCAAAGGGCACCAGGAUUCGUGCCCCUUCGAGCCAAUGGCCUGCCCCAACGAAGGCUGCACCUCGCGGGUCCCUCGUGGGACCCUGGCCGAGCACCAGAAGCUUUGCCAGCAAAGGAACCAGCAGCGCUGCCCCCUGGGCUGUGGGGCCACCCUGGACCCAACCAAGCGUGCUCACCACAACUGCUACCGCGAGCUGCACGACGCCUGGAGCGCCCGCCAGGAGCGCAGUCAGACCAUGCUGCUGUGCCUGCUGAGGCGCGUGCGCCAGCUACACCGGGCCACCCGCAUUGUCCGCCGAGAGCUGGCGGAGCUGGGCAACUUCCUGGAGGGCACACCACAGGAGGAGGCCGAGGCCUAGGCUGCCCCGGAAGGCAGCGUCUGGGCUGAGGUACGGGGUGCUCAGGGCCAGAGUAUCUUGUAAAUAAAUAAACGCAGAGCCCCGCA